Belonocnema kinseyi is the source of this 675-nucleotide messenger RNA. RefSeq names its product keratin, type I cytoskeletal 9-like. The transcript has a single exon. NCBI's taxonomy places the organism in Eukaryota, Metazoa, Arthropoda, Insecta, Hymenoptera, Cynipidae. The record is from RefSeq and is a predicted model, not a curated record. The coding region runs from base 1 to 675 and encodes 224 amino acids.
AUGACUGGUGGGCAGUUUACUGGUGGAAAAACAACUGGUGGAGACACGACUGUUGGAGGGUCGACUGGUGGAAAGACAACUGGCGGAGGGACGUCUGGUGGGCAGUAUACUGGUGGAAAAGCAACUGGCGGAGGCAUGUCUGGUGGGCAGUUUACUGGUGGAAAGGCAACUGGCGGAGGCACGACUGGUGGAGAGUUUACUGGUGGAAAAACAUCUGGUGGCGGUACGACUGUUGUACAUUUGACUGGUGGAAAAACAACUGUCGGAGGUACGAUUGGUGGAUUGUCGACUGGUGGAAAGACAACUGGGGGAGACACGACUGGUGGACAGUUUACUGGUGGAAAAACACCUGGUGGCGGUACGACUGGUGGAGAGUUUACUGGUGGAAAAACAUCUGGUGGUGGUACGACUGCUGUACAUUUGACUGGUGGAAAAACAACUGUCGGAGGCACGAAUGGUGGAUUGUCGACUGGUGGAAAGAAAACUGGCGGAGGCACGUCUGGUGGACAGUUUACUGGUGGAAAAACAUCUGGUGGCGGUACGACUGUUUUACAGUUGACUGGUGGAAAAACAACUGUCGGAGGCACGAAUGGUGGAUUGUCGACUGGUGGAAAGACAUCUGGCGGAGGCACGAAUGGUGGAAAGACAAUUGGCGGAGGCACGACUGGUGGAUAG